AUGACAGUUGUGACGUUUGUGUUCAAGUUUGGACUAUACAGAGGAACAUUAGAGAAUGGAAGCUCCGUAGCGAUAAGAUGUUUAGUUUUAUCAAGAAAACUCUCUAACCAAAGUAUCAGAGGUCACUUGGAUUGUUUGUCUAAGCUCAACCAUCCUCAUCUCCUUAGCUUCUUGGGACAUUGCACUCAAACCAACCUAGGAUACGAACCUUCAGCGACCAUACUCUACCUUGUGUACGAGUACAUGCCCAGGGGGACCUACCAUGCACAUCUAUCAGAGUCUUGUCCAGAGAAGAUCCUGACGUGGCCGAAUAGGUUAGCGAUUCUGAUAGAGAUAGCAAAGGCAGUUCAUUUUCUUCACACCGGUGUGAUCCCUGGCUCCUUCAACAAUCAGCUGAAGACGAACAACAUUUUGCUUGAUGAACACAAGAUUGCAAAGCUUAGUGACUAUGGAGUCUCUGCCAUCAUUGAAGAGAACGAAAAGCUCCUCGAGACAAAGUCAGAAGGACACAAGUCAAAGUACGACGUGGCUAAUAGGACCAUUGCCCAGUACAAAAAGAGAGGCCUUUCUUCUCAACGAAAUGCUGUUAACGUUUAUUUGCAGUCGUCAUCUGGGAGCCAAGACUGUAGACGGAAGAUAGUGAAUCCAGCGGUGCUAACAACGAGCUCGCAUGAGUCUUUAGCUAUUGCCAUCUCAUUCUCAAUAGCCAACAAGUGCGUUUUGCUUGAACCUUCAGCAAGACCUUCUUCGAAGAUGUUCUCUGGAACUUACAGUAUGCAACUCAAAUGCAGUCUGCCGCUGACCCUGAACGCAAAUCUGACACGUCCUCGUGAAUCUGAUUGA
Raphanus sativus (radish) is the source of this 843-nucleotide messenger RNA. Its product is annotated as probable inactive leucine-rich repeat receptor-like protein kinase At3g03770. Gene Ontology annotation, biological process: protein phosphorylation. Gene Ontology annotation, molecular function: protein kinase activity; ATP binding. The transcript is spliced from 5 exons. NCBI's taxonomy places the organism in Eukaryota, Viridiplantae, Streptophyta, Magnoliopsida, Brassicales, Brassicaceae. The record is from RefSeq and is a predicted model, not a curated record. Bases 1 to 843 code for a protein of 280 amino acids.